Messenger RNA from Phaethon lepturus (White-tailed tropicbird), 2066 nucleotides. RefSeq names its product engulfment and cell motility 3 (gene ELMO3). NCBI's taxonomy places the organism in Eukaryota, Metazoa, Chordata, Aves, Phaethontiformes, Phaethontidae. The transcript has 18 exons. Gene Ontology annotation, biological process: actin filament organization; cell motility. The record is from RefSeq and is a predicted model, not a curated record. Bases 323 to 2032 code for a protein of 569 amino acids.
GCCCAACGCCGAGCGCUACGCCCUGCAGUACGUGGACGGGCGGCAGACCUACAUCACCGAGUUGAACCGUGGGGAGAUUAAGAACGGGAGCAUUUUACAGCUGACCACCUCCCCGGACCAAGAAGCAGAGAGGUUGUACAGUGGGAUCCAGAGCAACAACUCGGAUUUGAAGACUGACUCGCUGAAGAAGCUUGCAAACCUCUCCCAGGAUGUUACCUUUGCUCAAGAGUUCAUCAACAGGAAUGGCUUGAAACAAAUCUUCCAUAUUGUGGAAGAAGGGAAUGACACAGGGCACAUACUAGCUCACACCUUGAAGGCCUUCAUGGAGCUGAUGGAGCACGAUUUUGUUUCCUGGGAGACUCUGAGCGCAGCCUUCAUCAAGAAGAUAGUGAGUUACGUCAAUAUGAACGUGGUGGACACAUCUGUCCAGCAGCUCUCUUUGUCUAUCUUGGAGAACAUGGUACCUACCAGUCGCCUCCUCUUUGAGCUGGUCAAAAAAGAAGUGACACUGGAUCGUCUUCUCACCCACCUGCAGGUGACAAAUGCCCAGCUGCAGCUGAAGGCGAUGGCCCUGCUCAUUGCGUUACUGCUGGCUGCGACUGACGCUGAGCGGCGGGAUAUGAUGGACUACCUGAGGGAGAAGAACAUCAGGCAGUUUAUCCACAAGAACAUCAUCCACAGCUCUGAGCCGCUGGGGGACGAGAUGGCCCAUUACCUGUACGUGCUGCAGUCCGUCAGCCUCAACCUGUGCGAGCGUCGCAUGAGGACCUCCAUGGAUCCCUACUCACAGGAACAGCGGGAGCUCCUCCAGUCGCUGCGCCAAACCGCCUUUGAGUCGGAGAGCGAGGCGCCUGCCAGCAACUUCAGCACCGAGCGCCGGCGAUCCCUGUGUGCCAAGGAGUUCCGCAAGCUGGGCUUCGUGAACAACAGCAACCCAGCAGAGGACCUCCGCCGUGCCCCACCGGGACUCCUUGCCCUCGACAACAUGGUGUAUUUUUCCAGACAUACCCCCAACGCCUACAGCAGGUUUGUCCUCGAGAACAGCAGCCGGGAAGACAAACAUGAAUGCCCCUUCGCUCGAAGCAGCAUCCAGCUCACCCUGAUCCUCUGCGAGAUCCUGCACGUUGGAGAGCCGUGCUCGGAGACGGCUCAGGCCUUUUACCCUAUGUUCUUCGGGCAGGAUCAUUUCUUUGAAGAGCUCUUCUGCAUCUGCAUCCAGCUGGUGAAUAAGACCUGGAAGGAGAUGCGCGCUACCCAGGAGGACUUUGAUAAGGUACUGCAGGUGGUGCGGGAGCAGAUCACCAGGACCUUGUCCCUCAAGCCCACCUCCCUAGAGCUAUUCAAGACCAGAGUGAAUGCGCUGAACUACAGCGAGAUCCUUAAACUGCGGCAGACGGAGCGGCUGCACCAGGAGGAGACGCUGGCUGUGCCCGUGCUGGAGUUGCGCAAGAGGCUGAAGCCAGAGCUCCUGGAGCUGAUCCGACAGCAGCGCCUGCUGCACCUCUGCGAGGGCACCCUCUUCCGCAAGAUCAGCAGCCGCCGCAGGCAGGACAAGCUCUGGUACUGCCGCCUGUCACCCAACCACAAGGUGCUGCACUACGGGGACGUGGAGGAGGAAGUGCACUCUCCCCCCAUCGAAAGCCUGCCAGAGAAAAUUCCUGUGGCGGACAUGAAAAUGCUGCUUGUGGGGAAGGAGUGUCCGCACACGAAGGAGAAGAGCUCUGGGAAGCAGAACAAGGAUGUCCUAGAGCUGGCCUUCUCCAUCGUGUACGAUGUGGAGGAUUACUGCCUCAACUUCAUUGCACCCACCCGGUACGAGUUCUGCCUCUGGACGGACGGGUUGAAUGUGCUCCUGGGCAAGGAGAUGACGAGCGAGCGAACACAGACAGACCUCGAUGUCCUGCUGUCCAUGGAGCUCAAGCUGCGGCUCCUGGACCUGGAGAACAUCAGCAUCCCCGACACCCCCCCUCCCAUCCCAAAGCCUCCCAGCAACUUAAACUUCUGCUACGACUUCAGCCACGCAGAGCAGUGAGUUCCUCCCUGUGCCCUGUCCCCCUUGUGCCCCC